AUGAGCUUGAUAUACUCUGAGAAUGAGGAUGGAAUUAUUCCUGUCUUUUGGGCAUUGAUCACUUCGUAUCCCAUUGUGGUAUUGACUAUGAGUGUCAAUUCGUUUCAUUCUGAGACCCAUCGGACUGUCGAGAUUGUUUAUGACAUCAUGGAGAAACAUGCGGUCAACGGAGAUGUCGAGUACGAGUUGCAUAAUUUUGCGGUUGAAUUGUUGCACAGAAAUGUCUCGUUUGACGCUUUCGGAUUUUUUUCAUUGGAUUGUACCCUUUUGAAAUCAAUUUUUGGAAUGAUUACUACGUACAUUCUGAUUCUCGUGCAAUUCAGAUCGACGGAUGACGCAGACCAGUAACUCUACACGCGUCCGCCAUUUUGUCGGCCUUCCUA
Fopius arisanus is the source of this 383-nucleotide messenger RNA. Its product is annotated as gustatory receptor 68a-like. The record is from RefSeq and is a predicted model, not a curated record. Gene Ontology annotation, cellular component: dendrite; neuronal cell body; axon. Gene Ontology annotation, biological process: sensory perception of taste; male courtship behavior; chemosensory behavior. NCBI's taxonomy places the organism in Eukaryota, Metazoa, Arthropoda, Insecta, Hymenoptera, Braconidae. Bases 1 to 348 code for a protein of 115 amino acids. The transcript is spliced from 3 exons.